AAGAGGAAGAGAAAAGAGAGAAAAGAGAGGAGAGAAGCUGGGAGCAGCUCAGCUCAUAUCGCAUACGUCCUGUUUGUUUACACAUACAACACUUGUAAAGUACAAGGUUGUUGAAAUAUUGUUCAAUCAGGGAUAAACUGUCCGGAAUGGAUCCUUUUACUGAGAAACUGCUGGAGCGGACCCGGGCUCGCAGAGAGAACCUGCAGAAGAAAUUGGCAGAGAGACCAAAUGCAACAAACAGGCAGAUGGUCAAGAGGCCCAGAGAGCCACUGGCUGACACCAAUAGUGUAAUCAGUGAGCCAGUCAUUGAUAAAGUUCCACAGGUGUCCUCCAAGCCUUCUCCCUCCAAGCGCAAGUGCUCAGAGGAAAAUGUCCAGCCAGCAGCCGGUGAGGAGAACCAAGAGCCAAUGAUGACACAAGCUGUGGCUCCUAUGUGCUCAGAUCCUCCCACAGACAAGAAACCCCCAGUGGGGCCUGCCACAAUUCGACCUACUUCAUCCCUGGAGAAGACUGCUACCCGACCUGCUGUCCAGUCUCAGCCAGUGCAGCUGAAGACUCCAGAGCCAGAGAAGGUGGUUGUCAGCCCUGCUCCCAAUCCUCCAUGCAGCAGAGAAGUAGAGAUGGUGCCUGCCAGUUCAGCCCUGCAGAGAAACAGGGAGGACCUGGUAGGAGACAACGCUCCUUCUGCUGCUGGCAUGAGGUCUCGUCUUCAGAGGCUAGCAGAUCAGAGAAAGUAUUGGGGAGGCGACGACAUGUCUGAUGAAGUUCCAGACUGCACUCCUCUGUCCCUGUUGAAGAGACAGCCUGAGGUCAUACCAGCUGCCGUCCCCACUGUGUCCUCCUCAGAAACUCCAGUAGGGAGGAGAGGAAGACUUGCCAAUCUCGCUGCCACCAUUGGAUCCUGGGAAGAUGACCUAAGCCAUGCUAACAUUCCCAAUGAGAAAACAAAAGAGAAGCCUGGUACAGCAGUGUCCAAGUUUGCAGUCAGAGAUGCUACUGUGGCUGCCAGCAAUAAACCAAGUGCUGCAGGCCAUGUGGUGGCCAGUUUAACUGCAAGCAGCAAGUCUACACCAGGCUCUCAGCAGGCUCCAGUAAAGUCGAGCAAAGUGGUUCUUCCAAGCCCUCAGAAGGCUGACAUUCCUGCAGCCAGGCCAGAGUCUGUAACCAGUCCCCAGAAGAGUUCCAGCCAGGGGAUGACUUUCCCCUCUAGUCCCCAGAAGAGUUCCAGCCAGGGGAUGACUUUCCCCUCAAGUCCCCAGAAGGCUGCCCCCUCCUCCUCGAAAUUUGUGCCUCAAAGUCCCCUUAAGAAUCAGGUCCUCUCCAGGGGUCUCGGCCCCAUUUCCAUCCCCCAGAAACCACAACUCCCUGCCAAGCCCACCAUUGCUGACCCCUGUGUCCCUCAGGAACCAGCCCCUGCUGGAGCACCUGGUGUAAAAUCUUUUUUGGAGCGCUUUGGAGAACGGUGCCAGGAGCGUUCCAACCAGAGCUCCCCAGCAGGGGGACUUUCCGUUGCCAAGACUCCCACUGUAACUCCAUCAUCAGUCGAACCAAAUACCAGGCUGGUCCAGGACAGGCUUAGAGCGGCCCAGGCUGCAAACACAAGCACAGCUGAUCUCACCCAAAGACAGAAGCUGGAGCGAGAGUCUGAGCUGGCUCAGAUUCGCAGUCGCUUUCAGAAAGGGAUGAAUAUGUGGAAAAACAAAGAUGAAGCUGCAGAAACCAAUAAAAACACAGACAUCAAGGAACAGCUAGACAAGCCUGUGGAGGCUGAGGUUGCCCUAUCUGAGCCGCAGGAUGAACCCAAACCACCCCCUACUGAGAGUACUGAUACUCCCACAAAGUGCAUUCCUCCAGGUCAUGGGUUGAUGGUCUCGCCUCCAGCCUCAACAUCCAGUCCUCUGAGAGUGGUCAGCCAUACUGUGGAGGAAACAACAGAUGAAACCCCAGAGGAAGAGGGGGUGGUGGAGAGAGAGAUGAACGUGGACCAGUCCAUCAACUCUGCAGUUAUCAACGAGCUAUUUGAUGGAGUCCUAGAUCAGAGUGAUGGUGAUGAUGAUGAUGAUGAUGCGGAAGGUGAGGAGGAAGAUGCUCUGAAUAUCUCCUCCAUGUCCCUACUCACUCCACUAGCGGAGACUGUGGCCACUGUGCUCAAGAGUCCAGAGAGAAAAAUGAUGACAUCCACCCCAGCCAGCUCAUUCAUUGUAAAGAGCAACACUCCAGACAAUGUUUCCAGACCUAGCAAGUUCCAGAGAACCAACAUGAUCCGGACUGCCUCAUCAGACAGCGUUGAGACCUUAGACGAGGAUCACAAACUGCCAUAUAGCAUCAAUGCCUAUAGGUCCACCAGGGUUAAAGAGACAGAGAGACCCAAUGUGAAACAGGUGAUUGUGAGAAAAGAGGACAUUUCUCACAGAGCGGAGGAACCCAAAGGAUCCAGUCUCUUCAGUAUCAAACAGAAGAUGAAGAUUCUGACAAAUGAGAUGAACCUGCAGCAGACAGUCAUUCAUCAGGCCAGUCAGGCACUCAACUGCUGCACAGAUGAAGAGCAUGGCAAAGGAUCCCAGGUGGAGGCGGAGGCAGAGAGGCUGCUGCUGGUGGCAACGGAGAGAAGGGAAGCGUUGAAGGCAGAGCUGGACCGUCUGAAAGGAGACCCAACAGGCCAGAAAAAGGCCUCUGCAGCACCAGAACCUACGAGCACAUCUGCUUCCAAGGGCUCUGUCACUCUGCAGGAGCUGCGCCUGCCUCUCAAGGCAGACUUUGUUUGCUCCAUUGCCAACAAGCCCGAGUCAACCAAACAUUCCUUCUUCUUGAUGAUUCGUGCUGGAGCAGAGAACACAGUGGCCACACCAUUAGCCAGCACACACCGUGGCCUCAGCGGGGACACCCUGGCUUUCCCUACCAAGUUCACCAUAUCGGAUGUCUCCAGCGACUUUGGAAUUGAUAUCGAGGUCUAUUGCUUGGUGCAGAAGCGUGACUUCUGCAGUGACAAAAAGAAGAAACCCAGCAAGUCAAAGACAAUAUGGAGACAGGUUCAUGAGGCCCAUGACUUGUGUAUGUCGGCUAUUACUCCAAAGAGAUUCCUCGCCAUCACUAAAAGUGUCCAGACACCAGUUGUGGCCAGUCCAGGAGGACCCAACGCUGUGCGCACCAGUCACUUUGUCCUGGUCGGAUCACACAAGCUCAACCUGUCCUCUAUUGGGAAAAACAAAUUUCCUUUGGAGAAGAUCAAAUAUGAAAGAAGUGAAAGAGAACUACUCAGUCGCAUGUUUCAUACCAAGGUGCCAUUCCUGUGUCCUCUGGAGGGCCACGUCUACCUCAAGAUGCAGUGUGAAGUUGGCUCAAAAGUGGAGGAGAAGGGCUUCCUGACGAUGUUUGAAGAUGUGAGUGGAUUUGGAGCCUGGCACAGGAGGUGGUGUGUCUUGUCAGGAUACUGCAUCUCCUACUGGACCUACCCAGACGAUGAGAAACGCAAGAAUCCCAUUGGUCGCAUCAACCUCGCCAACUGCACCAGUAAGAAGGUGGAACCAGCCAACCGAGAGUUUUGUGCCAGACCCAACACGUUUGAGCUCAUCACGGUCAGACCACAAAGAGAGGAUGACAAAGAAACACUAGUCAGCCAGUGCAAGAACACCAUGUGUGUCACCAAAAACUGGCUGAGUGCAGACACAAAGGACGAGAGGAAUCUGUGGAUGAAGAAGCUGAACCAGAUUGUGGUGGAUCUGCGUAUGUGGCAGCCAGACGCCUGUUACAGGCCGAUUUAAUCACUGCACUUCCACAGCGGGCCCUACUGCCUUUUGGACUGUCACUAUCAGUGACCCACAGUUACAAAGUGCAAUACAGUAUACAAAUUUGUUAAAUAUUUUGACUUGUGGAUAUUUUACAGGAUUAGUAAUUCAACACAAGUUAUAGAUCAGAGGAAGGUAAAUAAAGCCAUACAUUUGAAACUUUUCAGUACAGUAUUUUGUGUAGGAGUCGGAGUUUGGCACACUUUUUUUUCCUCUCUACAUUUCCAGGCUGGUUUGAUGUUUUUGGGUGUUGUUGAGUUGUAGCCUUUUUAUGGUAAUGCCAAUAUUUGGUGUUUUUGAAACACAAUGCAUGACUUAAAUUAUUUGGUUUCAAAGCUGAAAUCAAUAUAUAUAUAUAAGUGUUGGAAUUAUAGAAUAAUACUAAUUUUAGGCACUGCAGUCAUUUUACCCUGCAUGACGAUACAGAACAAUACUGAGACUUUUGGUAAGUUUUUUUACAUUAUAUAUUAGCUUUUCUAAUUUGUGGCAAAACUUGACCACGGUUUUACUUCAUAGUCAUGCACAGAUUUUUGAUACCAUUUGAUACACCAGCUUUCAUUUUAUUUGUAAUGUUAUUAUGUAAUCGUUUCAGUGUAUAAGGUAAAGAUUUGGAUAACUGGGAGUAAGGACUUUUACAUAUUCUGCGCUAGAACCUGAUCAACAGUCAUUUUUAUGGAAAUGUGUAAAUAAAAAACAUUUUGACAAAGGGUCCAAUUUUCAGUGCAACAGGAACUGAAUCAGAAUGUUCUACACUGUAAACAAAAAGUGCCAUCUGAUGGACAAACUAUGUAACAGCAACACUGUUUAAUCUUACUGUUUAAUUCAUAUCAGCAUAUACGCUGAUUCUUCUAGAUUUGUUUUAAGGUUUUUGCGUGCUAAUCUAUCAGCAAUGCUUUACUCGAUAGCUCAUGUGUUGAGUUUUUUUUUAAGAUUGCUUGUUUGUAGUAACGUCCACAAGAAGUUGUGUUCUAUCAGUCUAUAAUUCUUAAUGGCUGUAAGUUUGAAUUUAUUUAUUCUUAAAGGGGACAGGAUCUUUUAUAGGAUCAUUAAGCUGUGGUGUAGAGCACAAACAUUCUUGACUAUAUUUUCCUCUCUUCCCUUGGGUUACUUAUGCAGAGUAUUUAACAGAUUUUACAGUCACCCUGCAGAUUUUUACUUCAGUUCAAGUAAAAGAUGACUUUUUUCAUCAUGUUUAUAAUAAAUGCAAACCACACUAGAUGUAAUGUUUAUGCAUACUCUACAUACAUUUGCAUCAAGAAGAAUACAAGUAAGCAGGAAAAAUGUAAGAGUGUUCAACAGAUGAAUCUAUUCCUAAAGUUUCUCAGGUAUUUGUGGAUCUGAGACUUCAAUAAAUGCCUGCUUUGACCAAAAAACAUUAAAAUUCCUUUCAUCAUUUUGUCAAAAUGUAUCACUUAGUUCAGUCUACUAUGUGUUUUGAUGGUGAUAAAAUCCAGAUGUCUUUCAUGUACUGCAAAAUAAAAGAAAUUUUACAUUUUUA
Molecule: messenger RNA, 5283 nt
Organism: Centropristis striata (black sea bass)
Lineage: Eukaryota; Metazoa; Chordata; Actinopteri; Perciformes; Serranidae
Gene: anln
Product: anillin, actin binding protein
Exons: 25
Coding region: 147-3761 (1204 amino acids)
Biological process (GO): mitotic cytokinesis; actomyosin contractile ring assembly; septin ring organization
Cellular component (GO): actomyosin contractile ring
Source: RefSeq, a predicted model, not a curated record